AUGAAGUUGCUUUCUGCAAGUCUCUCAGCUGUGGCUACCGCUUUCUUGCUUUCGUCCACGUUCAUCCAAUCGGCCAAUGCCCUUUCGUUGACUAUUCGUAAUGACGUUCCUGGUAACGCAAGCUCGCCUAUCCUAUAUGGUUUGAUGUAUGAAGACAUUAAUCGUUGUGGCGAUGGUGGAAUGUAUGGCCAAAUGCUACGUAACUGGAAUUUCCAAAAGGAUGAUUCAGGCACCAAAGAUCCAUCGACAGAAUUUUGGAGUGCUGUUGGUGAUGGAGCAAAAAUUGCGCUUGAUGACUCGGUCGGCUUGAAUGAUGCCAACAAGAACAGCCUGCGUUUAGAUGUGUCUUCGGUGAAGACGCCAGCUGGUGUGGCCAAUGAAGGAUGGUGGGGCGUGCGCGCGCAGCCUGAUGAGACAUACACUGCAUCAUUCUUUGCCAAGGCCAACGGUUAUAGUGGGAAAGUCAACGUAUCAUUGCAAACCAAUGAUGGCACAGUCCUGGCAUCGGCUACCCCCGAGGGCAAGCUGUCUUCAGAUUUUCAACAAUUCAGUGUGACACUCAAACCCAAAAUCUCAUCCACAAGCGUUGAUAACCGUUUUGUUGUCUCGGUCGAUUCAGAAGAUGCUGUUGGCUCCUCCAUCUAUUUCCAAGUCUUUUCCUUGUUUGGUGAAACGUUUGCCGAUCGUGAAAAUGGCUUACGGCAAGAUAUUGGCAAGGCAUUAAAUGAUUUGAAUCCAAGCUUUUUCCGAUUCCCAGGUGGUAACAACUUGGAAGGCGUAUCCAUUCCUCAGCGUUGGAAGUUUCAGCAAACAAUUGGUCCUCUUGAAGACCGAGUAGGUCGACUUGGUGACUGGACUUAUUGGAACACCAAUGGUCAAGGUCUUCUUGAUUACAUGUACAUGUGCGAGGAUAUGGGAAUGGAACCCAUCCUUGAUGUUUAUGCUGGUUAUUCCCUCGAUGGAUCAAGCGUUGCUGAAGAGGAUCUUGGCCCAUACGUGGAUGAGGUGCUGGAUGAGCUUGAAUAUUUGACCGGAUCAAAAGACACCAAGUGGGGAUCAUUGCGUGCAUCACACGGGCACCCUGAACCAUUCGACAUCAAAUACAUUGAGAUUGGCAACGAAGAUUGGUUCUCAACUACCUAUGACUACCGAUACAAGACCUUUUACGACGCUAUCACAAAGGCUUAUCCCAAUGUCACCAUCAUUGAAACCGCUGAGCAGAGUUCAAGACCAUGGGACAUCUACGAUGAUCACUACUACUUGGAUACCAAAGCAAUGAUUGGCAACUAUGACCACUACGACAACUAUCCUAGAAAUGGCACAGGCAUCUUUGUCGGCGAAUUCGGAACCAAUGUUAAAGGCUGCUGUGGCAAUUCAUCCGCUAAUCUUGAAGCUGCUCUAGCAGAUGCUGUUUUCAUGACGGGCCUUGAACGCAAUUCUGAUCUUGUCAAAAUGAUUGCAUAUGCACCCACUAUGAAACGCGUUGGCCACGAACAAUGGAACCCUGACAUGAUCCAUUUUGAUACCGAAGCAGUUUGGUUGACUCCAAGCUACCAUGUAUUCCAACAAUGGAGCAUCAAUCGUGCUGAUACCAUUCUCCAAGUCGAUCAUUCCGAUGGUGAAUUUGGUCCUUUAUAUUGGGUGGUGGGAUCAAAGAAGGAGACUGCGCAAAUCUUUGUCAAGAUGGUCAACACCGGUUCAGAGGCCGAGAAAGUCAGCUUCAACUUAAAGAAUGCCGCUAUCCAUAGCCAAGGUGUAGCUCGUGUUAUUACUGGCAGCAGCCUCGAUGAUGAGAACACAAAGGACAAGUCCACUGUGACGGUCAAGGAAUCCACUUUCAACAUGGAUACGCUCACUUCUUUCACAUACACCUUUGAACCUUACUCUGCCACUGUGCUUUUGCUUCACUUGCAAAAGUAG
This is a messenger RNA of Lichtheimia ornata, 1920 nucleotides long. RefSeq lists its product as uncharacterized. Gene Ontology annotation, molecular function: alpha-L-arabinofuranosidase activity. The record is from RefSeq and is a predicted model, not a curated record. Lineage: Eukaryota; Fungi; Mucoromycota; Mucoromycetes; Mucorales; Lichtheimiaceae. The coding region runs from base 1 to 1920 and encodes 639 amino acids. The transcript has 8 exons. Gene Ontology annotation, biological process: L-arabinose metabolic process.